GCAGAAGUGAGGUACUUGUUGUCUUGUCUUCUUCAGCUGCAUAAAUUUCUCAUCAUAUUUGAAUUAUUUGAAUUGAACUGCUUUGGCUUGAGCUACUCCAAGACCACAAGCAGAAUCUGAGGAUCUAGCGGCUAGGUAGGCUAGUUGCUAGUACGCAGUCACCAAUCAGCAGGACAUAGUGAGGCGACGAUAUUCAUGGCAACCAAGGUUGACGACGCAGACCUAAAGAGGAUUGAUUUGAAGGUUUCUGUGAAUUGUUGCGAUGGUUGCAAGCGCAAGGUGAAGAAAUUACUACAAACCAUUGAGGGUGUUUUAAAGAUUGAAAUCGACAGUACAGAGCCGAAGAUGAGGGUCAUUGGGAAUGUUGAUCCAAGAAUUCUGAUCAAGAAAUUGAUGAGAGCAGGAAAGCAUGCUGAAUUGUUAGCAUGUACUAACAAUAGCAGUAGCAAUGGCAAGUCCGAGCCUAACAAAGAUGAAGAAAAAGUUAAGAACCCCACUACAAAACCGUUAGCAGACAACUGUGAAAACAAAGGCGUAGAAAAAUGUCCUCCAAACUCAUCAUGUACAAGUACUGCUGCUCAGGAUGAACAGAAGAGUGGUAGCAGGGAUAAUAGAGAGAAUCCAAAAACAGUGGAUGGGAGUAGGAAAAAAAGAGGAUCUUCUAAGCACCGCCAUAAGAAAGCUGAUUGCUACGAGGGUCAUACUGGCGACAUAACUAGUAAUACUCUUCCUGUUCUGGUUCUAGUACCGGAAACAAUAAAAAUGCCAGUCGAAACUCCUUCACUUGUUAGUAAAGUAGUAACAAAGCAGGAUGACUCCGGCGCUGUGCAGCCUGAGAUGGUGCAUCAAGUAGUUGAACCCUUGUCCAAAUUACAUGAUCCAUCUGAUUAUAGUACUACUGCAACAACUACUACGGAUUCAUAUGCUUUGGCGCCUCAGUCUUUUCCGUCAAUGUUUUAUUACGGGGGAGACAACCGUAACAAUUACGGAUACCGGAUGUAUGAAGGCAGCAGAGUGUAUGCUCAUGACCAGCAAGCUGCGCCUAUCAUAUUUUUGCCAGAGCUUCAACCACCGGUCCCAAGGGUAGGAGACUAUUUCAGUGUUGAGAAUACCGUAGGAUGUCAGAUCAUGUGAGUUGGGAUACAGUAUCGUCCGCGCAUUUAUA
Messenger RNA from Papaver somniferum (opium poppy), 1165 nucleotides. Its product is annotated as heavy metal-associated isoprenylated plant protein 35-like. Lineage: Eukaryota; Viridiplantae; Streptophyta; Magnoliopsida; Ranunculales; Papaveraceae. Bases 196 to 1134 code for a protein of 312 amino acids. Gene Ontology annotation, molecular function: metal ion binding. The transcript has 3 exons. The record is from RefSeq and is a predicted model, not a curated record.